Zea mays is the source of this 3931-nucleotide messenger RNA. Its product is annotated as XS domain protein. Bases 238 to 3627 code for a protein of 1129 amino acids. The record is from RefSeq and is a predicted model, not a curated record. The transcript is spliced from 3 exons. Gene Ontology annotation, biological process: regulatory ncRNA-mediated gene silencing. NCBI's taxonomy places the organism in Eukaryota, Viridiplantae, Streptophyta, Magnoliopsida, Poales, Poaceae.
CUCGAACCCACCGCGAUCCCCCUCCCCUCCGCCCUCCGCACGCCGCCUCCGAACCCCAUCGCCCAUCCUCACUACGGCGACGGCUAUUGCCACAGCCGCCGCCAUCUUGACGCGUACGAGAUUCUGAGGCCUUGAUCUGAAACCCGCCUCGAUCCCACAGCCAUUCACCCACCGUUCCACCGGUCACGGUAGCGGCGAUCCCUACUCUCAGGCCGUAGCUACGACCUAGCCGGCGCCAUGCGACACGGAGGCGGAGGCAGGGGAGGUGGAGGUAAAAGAGGUCGAGGAAGAGGAGCGGGCUCCGGACGCAGAGACGCGCGCCCCGGCAACGAUUCGUACCGCGGCGACCGUGGUAGGCGCCACGACUACCGCUCCCGCCGCACCGCUUCCCCGGACCACCGCCCACGCCGCCCGAGGGGCGAGGACAACGACCGCGAUCCGCCCCGCGGCGGUCGCAUCGGCUACGGCGACCGUAGCCCUCCCCGCGGCGGCCGCACCGGCUACGGCGACCGUAGCCCUCCCGGCGGCGGCCGCACCGGCUACGGCGACCGUAGCCCUCCCGGCGGCGGCCGCACCGGCUACGGCGACCGUAGCCCUCCCGGCGGCGGCCGCACCGGCUACGGCGACCAUAGCCCUCCCCGCGGCAGCCGCAUCGGCUACGGCGACCGCAGCCCGCCCCGCGGCGACCGCAUUGGCUACGGCGACCGCAGCCCGCCCCGCGGCGACCGCAUUGGCUACGGCGACCGUAGCCCGCCCCGUAUCGGCCGCAUCCGCAUCGGCUACGGCAACCGCAGCCCGCCCCGGCGCGAGCGCGCUGGCUACGGCCACCUUGACGCGUCGCCCCGCCGCGGGCAUGCGCCGUACAAGGACGCCUUCGGCUCGCCGGGCGGCGACCGCCACGCUUCUCCCCGCGGGCGCAGGGAAUACGGAGAUAGCCGCGUCUCGCCCCCCGGGGGUAGGGACUACGAAAGGGCGCCCUGCCGCGAGGAGCGCGACCGGUACGGCCGCCCUGGCCGCGGUGCCGAUCUCGGGCACAACUCCCCGCCAGCCCACAUGCUCCCAGACCACCCGUCCGACCUGGGACGUUCAGCAUCCCUACGCGCUGACGACCAUAGCCUUCUCAAGGACGACUACCCUAGGGGAGGCCCUCAUCGGAGCAUCAGAAAGGAGAACGAGUUGUUUGCGAACGGUGACCUGACUCUCAGAAUAAGUGCAACUGAAAUGGGAAGGACUAGCGCCAUGUACUCCCAAGACCGCAGGCUCUCACCUCCACCACCUAUUUAUCCCUAUGUGCCACGUGAGACGGGAUUCUUGACAGGCGGAUCUGCCAUGAAGGCCAGUGAUGGUUAUGGUGCUGGAACUGGAAGCGCCCAGCGGCUGCAUGAUGAUGACGAUUUUAAGUACCACAAGGAUGCCCCACACAUUGAGAGGAGUAGAGAUAUUGAUAGGCAUUAUUCUGGCAGUAGGGACUUAGUUGUUGAGAAAGGUGGAGUUGCUGAAAGGUAUGCUUCUGCUGAUGAUCUGCCUUCUGGGAGGAUUCGAGAAACAGAGAGUCUUUACUCUAGUAGAGGUAUGCUGGAGUCUGACCUGGUGCCGUGUAGGCAGUUGAAGGUUCUUGGUGAUCCUUCCUCAGCUUUGCCUGCCAAGGACCACCAUCCAUACAGGAUGUACACUGAACCUGGCUACGAGACAAGCAACAGAUACAUCAUGGAGGGCCUUGGCAGGUCAUCUCAUGACUCACUGGGGCAUGGGAGUGACCAUCCUCAUAGGUUUUCAGGAGGUUCAUUAGAGCAUGUAAGCGGUCAUGGUGAUGAAACAUUAUUGGAUAUUGCAAGGCAGGCACACUCUAAGCAUACACCAAGAGCUGCAUCAUUGGAGUACGAUGUACAUGAUACGCAUAGUGAACCAGAGAACUUACGUGGGAAUGUCUCAAUGACUUCAAGGCACACAUCUGUCUCAACAUCUUUGAGAGGUCUUAGGGAUGAAAGGAUUAACGACAAUCUGAGGUUAUCCCGUAGGAUUGAAGAAGAUGAGGGUAGCAUUGAAUCCAUGCAUCAGGACACAGAGCACUUAAUUCGUCAUUGUUACAACGGUGACGCUUCUGUACAGUACCAAACAGCAAGGGGUGGUGAUGAUCACUAUUCCCACUCCCCUGGAACUGAACCUAUUGGAAUUGCAAGGCGGCUAGCUCAUCAACAUGAGUUUGAUUCCUUUGGUUACUCAAGUGAUCAAGAAGCUUCCCUUAUGGUUUCUAGGAAAAGAUGCAGGAGUCCUGAAUAUCAUGAUCAUGAGAUUGAUAUGUAUCAAGCUGAUCAUGGGUUUGCAGGACAUGAGCACUAUGAUGAUGAUGUUGUUGAUGAAUAUGAUAUACCCCCACCAAGAAUGUCACGGUUUGAUGAUGAAUAUGAUGAAAUACAUGAUGUGCUAGCUAAUCGUGAUGUUUUCUCAAGGAUUUCUUUGCCACAUGAAACCAAUCAGGAAUGGACUGAUAUGGAUCAGGGGAACCAUCCUCAUUCUAACAUCUUGGGUUACGGGUGUUCAAAACACGUACCUAUGCAUCAGAGGUUGUCUAAACCCAAUUACCACUCACAAUUUGGGGAAACUCCCAUGCAUGGAAGAGGAAGAGGAAGAGGAGGAUUGACUAAAAGUGCCAAAAAGGGACUGAGAACUGCUCCUCAUCAGUUGCAUGAUGGGUACCCAUCAGGUAGAAAUGAAUUUGUUAGACCAAAUAAAUUUUCAAAGUCGUCAAAAGAUGAACUUAAUGGUUCUGAAGUGAAGCAUGAAGAUGCUCCAGAGUAUGAGGAUGUUCCUCUGCAGAAAGAUCCACCAGAAGGUUCAGAGGAGUUCAGUAAACAGGUUGAUGAAGCCUUUCUUAAGUACACAAAGAUAUUAAAUGAGAGUCCAGCUAUGCAGAAGAAAUACCGGGAGGCGCCAAAAGGAUCUUUGCCAUGCUGUGUCUGUGGCAGUGUAGCGAGGAAAUUUCUGGACCUUGAUGCAUUGCUAUCACAUGCUUAUGAUACAUGCAAGGCCGGUUUGAAGACAAAACACUUGGGGUUUCACAAAGCACUGUGUGUUCUGAUGGGGUGGAAUUGGCAUGUUGCUCCAGACACAUCUAAAUCACAUCACUCCAUUCCAUCUGAGGAAGUAAAUGCCAUGAGGGGAGACCUCAUGCUGUGGCCUCCAGUUGUUGUGAUACAUAACAGCUCGACUGGUCAUGAGGCAAAGGAUACUGAUGCAAAGAUUGUGUCCAUAGAAGAAAUCGAAGGUGUAUUGGCAGAUAUUGGGGUAGCGCAUGAGAAGGCUAGGGUUAGCCAUGGAAGAUCAGCCAAUCAGAGCGUGUUCCUGGUGAAGUUCCAGCCAACAAUAUCUGGGUUCCAAGAAGCCAUGAGAGUGCAUACCCAUUUCUCCACCAGAAACCAUGGCAAGGAAGAGUUCCAGCUGAUGAAAGGCAGCAAAGGUAAGAAGGCUGCCUCCACUGAUAGCCUGGAAGAGCUGCUGUAUGCGCAUAUUGGGGUCGUGGAAGACCUGGGGCUGCUGGAUGAGGGAACAAAGAAGAGAUGCAAGGUCAUGAGGAAGAAGGAAAUUGAGGCAAAUGCAGAGGCAACACUGAAUUUAGAAGUUUAUUAGGUCUAGUACUAGGAUCCGAACCAUUUGAAGUGGUCCUCUUUUGCUUCAUCUUGCAGCUGCUUGCUUGUCCUUGCGGCUGUAACGUCAAAAGAAGAAAAGAAGUGUAAAUUCUGCUUUUGCCAUUAAAGAGUGACGAAACUCAGUUGGCUUCUGUCUGCUGGGGAAGGCCUGCCUCGGUUUGCAUGGCAUGGCAAGGACAUAAUUUUGUGGCUAGAUGGGGACACCUUAACGGCAAAAGCAGAAUUACCUGGUCGAAGAACCGAGUUUAAUCUUUAUAUUAUGGAAUCCCUUCUUUUUUUAAGUC